This is a messenger RNA of Anopheles darlingi, 2764 nucleotides long. It is a transcript of the gene Kpc2, whose product is annotated as ubiquitin-associated domain-containing protein 1. The transcript has 8 exons. Gene Ontology annotation, molecular function: protein binding. The coding region runs from base 168 to 1883 and encodes 571 amino acids. NCBI's taxonomy places the organism in Eukaryota, Metazoa, Arthropoda, Insecta, Diptera, Culicidae. The record is from RefSeq and is a predicted model, not a curated record.
AAGAAGAAUCGCAGAAAAGAAGAAUCAGGUGUUCUUCCUCAAGUUAUUAAAGUAAAAUAAUGCGUCGAGACAAAGUCUCGGUAAUGACGCAUUCUGGCAAGUAGUACCGACGGUCAGAUGUGUGGCAUGAUCCGCGUUCCUCCGUGCAAGACCGGGCUGGUAACAACAUGAUACCGUGGAUGCGGGAAAAGUUCGCCGAACGUCGCGCUCGCUGGCAACAAGCCCGCAAACAACCUCGCACAAACAACGGCGAUGGAAAUUCUAGCUGUAGCUCAGCAUCUUCUGUCGCGGAUGUUGCUUCGACCGAACCUUCAUCUUCGGGAACCGCUUCUCCGACUGCAUCGCCCGUACACACCACACGCCAGCAACGCGGCCACCGUCAGGGACAACGAGGUUCACGGACACACCAGCUAACAUCCUUGGUAUCGCAGCAGCCGUCGAAUUCUGGCGGCAGUGCGUUGUCUCCUUGGCGAUCAAGAAAGUCACGCAAUGGAACGGACGAAGAGCAGAACGUGCAACCGGGAACGGAACAGAAGCUAUCGCUGAAAAUUAUAAGUCCCCGUGGUGGCAUGGUGGAUAUAGAUGUUAGUCGUACAUUGAACGGCCGCCAGCUAAAGAUGCAUUCGUUGGAAAAGUUCGCUAGCAACGCCUUCACGAUGCCCCACUUUUCGUCGAAUCUGGACGAGCUGGCAGAUCGCUACCGAUUGAUAAGAGCGCAGAAUAAACUAGUUUUUCGUGAUGAUGAUAUUUUGUUAGGCGCUGAUGUACGCGAUUAUGAGGAGUUUCUACUCGUGGCCAAACGCAUAGAAACGCCACUGAUCGAGGAAGGCUUAAAGGGGCCUAGUUCUGCGGAAAUACUGACAGCCACGCGACACAUUUCUUUAUCACGCAUUAAUCAAGCGUCGGUUAAUUUCAAUUUUGGUAUGCUGCAGGGAGAUGAUCUUCAUCAGGACCUAAGGCGUAUCAUCAUUUCCCUAUCUAAAGCGUCAGCAUUUGUGGUCGGGUCGGGACCAUGUGCCGAGAAGCUUAUCACGUUGUUUCAACAACGGCUAAUAAACCGAAAACGACACCAGAUAAGUUCUAUCGAAACGCUGCUUGAGAUGGGAUUUUCAUUGGAUAAAAUUAAUCAGGCCUUACAAAUUACCAAAAAUGUCUUUCCGGCAGCCAUCGACUGGCUCAUUCAGCAUGAUAGUACAGCGAAGUUAUUCAACUGUGAUAGAAGCGCUUCACCCGGAGCUUCUCUUUUUGCGACAGCCAGUACUAUUCCAAACAAUUCAAACACCAACAAUCGCAGGAAAGCGUCCGACGCAGAUAAUGAUAGUGGCUCGUUGUCAACGCCUUCCUCGACUCGUGAAUCAAUCGACGAAAUCGAAGAGAAGGACCCUUUUACGAGAAAGCAAGAGAAUGUCGCAAAACUUUUAGAAAUUGUGAGAGUUUACUCGGAAAAGAGCGUCGAAGCUGAUCCCGAUCUUCUACUUUCCAUCUCGGAGAUGGGAUUUGAUGAAAGCAGUGUGCGGGAAGCUUUAGUGGCAACUCACAACAGCAAAAGUGCAGCAUGUGAAUGGUUGCUAGGAAAUCGGACAAAGAGUAUGCAAGGCCUAAAAGAUGAGCAAGCUGUAGAAUCUCCCAUCCUGCGUGUCCUGAUGGCUUCGCCGCAAGUACAAAUUAGCUUAGGAAAUCCAAGAAUGCUUAUAGCACUGAUCUCAAUGUUAGAUAAUUAUUCGACAAUGACCAUGUGGUUUACCGAUAAUGAUACCUCUUCGGUCCUGGGACACAUACUGCGCACUUAUCACGAAGAGAAACACAUCCUUGCAAUCAAUCAAUUUAACAACGCACAGCAGCAUCAGCAACAACAGCGACCAAGCGAGUCUAUUCACCGAUGAAGCUGAUUUAGAGAUAAGGUAAUGAAAUUAUUGUGAAAAAAAUGUAAAGCCUAAAACACACUCAUCAAAACGAAUCAGGGAAAUCAGAAUAAAAAGCGUUACUGAGAAGUAGAAAGGCAGCUAGGAAGAAAUGGACAUUAUCUAAAGUAUUGCCGCUAGUCUUUCGUCAGUAUUACGAUGCUGUGGAAUUGUUUCGUUCCGUUCAGCAGCAAACCUGAUGCUUUUGGUAAACAUACGCUUUCCAACGUUCACGUAGAUAUUGCACAGCGAAAGGUAACACUUCAUCUACACGGGCGCGAGAAAGCUGAAAAUGAGAUGAGAAUGAAAAAGUUGAGAAUGUCAAAUCCCAUACAAAUGGAAAUGUAAAGAUACAAGUAGGCUGUCACAAAUGUAUGGGAUUUGACAUUCUCGCCUUUUUCAUUCUCAUCUCAUUUUCAGCUUUCUCGCGCUCGUGUAGAGAGUCGGUAAGUGGCGUGAAGAAGAGCAAACACAUAAAUGAAUAAACCAAACUGCCAUCGCUUAUUGUUGACUUGGGUAAUAGAGUAGCGUAGUUUUAACUGAUAGAUUUGGCCCGGACUUGCGGUAUUACUGAGCAAAAGAUCGAUUAAUGAAGUUAUAUGCAGGAUAUGUUUAUUUCCAUAUACACCUAAUUAUUGCAGCUGGGGUUUGAUCCAAGUAGUUGCGUUUGUUGGAGUAAGACACAAUCAUUCAUGGUAGCUUCAGAGUGGUCAGCAAAGGAAAAACGAAUAUGAAACAAACGAUGCACCGUAUGAUUAAUUAAAAGCCAAAGAAGCAUUGUAACGGCAAAUUAUAUUUUACAGAGUAUGACAAAGACUUGUGAUUUGAAGGAAGGAAGCAAUACCUUCCAUGCAUGAUACGCA